Messenger RNA from Chaetomium globosum CBS 148.51, 1641 nucleotides. RefSeq lists its product as uncharacterized. The record is from RefSeq and is a predicted model, not a curated record. Lineage: Eukaryota; Fungi; Ascomycota; Sordariomycetes; Sordariales; Chaetomiaceae. Gene Ontology annotation, molecular function: protein-disulfide reductase activity; thiol oxidase activity; FAD binding. Gene Ontology annotation, cellular component: endoplasmic reticulum membrane; endoplasmic reticulum. The transcript is spliced from 2 exons. Gene Ontology annotation, biological process: protein folding in endoplasmic reticulum. Bases 1 to 1641 code for a protein of 546 amino acids.
AUGCCUGCGCGGUAUGCUCUCUUUAGCCUUCUUGGCGUCUUUCUCUCCCUCGCUACCACUGCUGCAUCGUCGCACUGCUCCGAGGUGGCUGCGGCUGCGGCGGUCGAGGUUCGCUUCUUUCGUUCUAACGGCUCCGUCUGGCAGAUAUCACCCCGAGCCAUCGUCAGCGACGCAUGCGCCUCCUACUCGACCCUCGAGCGGCUGAACCGCAACGUCAAGCCGGCCCUUGACGAACUGACCCAGACGACCGACUUCUUCUCGCACUACCGGGUCAACCUCUUCCACAAAAAGUGCCCCUUCUGGAACGACGAGAAUGGCAUGUGCGGCAACAUUGCCUGCGCCGUCGAGACGCUCGACAGCGAGGAGGACAUCCCGCUGGUGUGGCGCGCCAGCGAGCUCGGCAAGCUGGAGGGCCCGCGCGCGAAGCACCCCGGCAAGAGCGCCCAGGCGCAGCAGCCCGAGCGGCCGCUGCAGGGCCGGCUGGGGGAGGGCGUCGGGGAGAGCUGCGUGUUCGAGUACGACGACGAGUGCGACGACCGCGAUUAUUGCGUGCCCGAGGACGAGAGCGCGUCCUCCAAGGGCGACUACGUGAGCUUGUUGCGCAACCCGGAGCGGUUCACUGGAGCUCGUUCCCGCGCUCGGCGGCGCUGGGGAAGUGAUGUGUCGGCCAAGGGGCCGGCUGCCAUGGACUUCAAGGCCGUAAUCGAGGCCGCGGGCCGGCAGCAAGUUUUGGAGGAGCAGCGGCAGAUCCAACCGCUGACCCCUUUCGUGGCGAAGACGGGGCUGGAAUACGAGGACGAGUGCCUCGAGAAGCGUGUGUUUUACCGCGUCAUCUCGGGCAUGCACGCGAGCAUCUCGACACACUUGUGCUGGGACUUCCUCAACCAGACGACCGGAGAGUGGCAACCCAAUGUCGCUUGCUACAUGGACCGGCUGCACGAGUUCCCGGACCGCAUCAGCAACCUCUACUUCAACUAUGCGCUUAUCACGCGGGCCAUUGCGAAACUGGGCCCGUAUGUCUCGCAACACCAAGACUACACCUUCUGCCAGGGCGACCCGGAACAGGACGCCAUAACACGCAGCAAGGUCAUGGCUGUCACGGAAAAGGCGACGAGCGUGGCGCACAUCUUUGACGAGAGCCUGAUGUUCAAGAACGGGGAGGGCCCGUCUCUGAAGGAGGACUUCCGCAACCGGUUCCGCAAUGUCAGCCGCCUGAUGGACUGCGUCGGCUGCGACAAGUGCCGCCUCUGGGGCAAGCUCCAGACUGUCGGCUACGGAACGGCGCUCAAGGUGCUGUUUGAGUUCGACAACAACGACGCGCCCGCGGUACCGAUCUUGAAGCGCACCGAGCUGGUGGCUCUGUUCAACACCUACGCGCGGCUGAGCAGCAGCAUGACGGCCAUCCAGGAGUUCAGGGCCAUGGUCGAGCAGAUCGAGGCGGCCAGCAAGUUCGAGGAGCGGCUCAAGGAGGCCGAGAAGAUCAACAUUAUUCCCGGACCAGGUGAAGAAAGCCGCGGCCACGCCGUUCGUCCCAGGAUUCGUCGGGAGGCAGCACCUUCCGAAGCGGGCAGCCCGAGACGCUCCGCCAAGGAGGGGAGAGCCCUGAUUACGAGGAGCGGACCAUCAAAGGAGGACUUUUGA